UACAGACAGACGGUGAGAGCGCUGAUCAAACAUGCGGUGCUCUGCUCUGUCGUUUUUGCUCCCCUAGGCGAAGGUGAAAAUCCGCCCAGACCAUGGAGUGUAUCGAUCAACACAGCUGAAGAAAUGGAGUGUAACUGAAGUCGUCUCUGACCCCUGCAGGUGAAUGGGCAGCAUGUCUCUCUCGAGCUUCCCUGGACGUGACCUUGCAUCGGCUGGGCUGGAGAUGAAUGCUCCUGCUCUGGACGCAGAAGUUCUCAAGCACCUUCGGUCAGGGCUGACGGAUCUACAAGGUGUGCCGAUGACCCUGUCUGUGACACACAGGUGGGAUGAUAUCAAGAACUUCAGUGCCCACCCUGAUGACCUGCUCAUAGCCACGUACCCCAAGUCAGGAACCACGUGGAUGGUGGAGAUUGUGGACAGCAUUCGCAACGAGGGCAUCUCCCAGGAGAUGCGAAGCAUACCCAGUUUGAUGAGAGCGCCUUUCCUGGAGAUGAAUCCUCCGGCCCCCUUUCCAUCUGGUCUUGAUAUCCUGAAGACGAUGCCAGCUCCCAGGAUGGUGAAGACUCAUCUGCCGUUCCAGCUGGUGCCGCAGUCCUUCUGGGACAACAACUGCAAGGCUAUUUACAUUGCACGCAACGCCAAGGAUGUCCUCAUCUCCUACUACUACUUCCACAAGAUGAACACUGGCAUGCCCGAGCCUGGCACCUGGCAUGAGUUUUUUGACAACUUCCUAUCUGGAAAGGUGUCAUGGGGCUCCUGGUUCGAUCAUGUGACUGGCUGGUGGGACGCCCGUGAGGGCCUCCGUAUCCACUAUGUCUUCUACGAGGACCUGAAGCAGGACCCUGUAAAGGAAAUCAAGAAGGUGGCGCUCUUCCUGGGCAAGACGCUCAACAAAGAGUUGCUGGACACCAUCCUUGAACACACCUCCUUCAACAAGAUGAAGGACAACCCCAUGACCAACUUCAGCACGGUGCCACCGUUUGUCUUCAAGCACGACAUCUCGCCCUUUAUGAGGAAAGGAACUGUGGGGGACUGGAAGCUGCACCUGACCGUGGCGGAGAACGAGAGAUUUGACGAGGAGUACCAACGGCGCAUGGCUGCCUCCUCCCUGACCUUCAGGACUGAACUCUGAGUGGCUGUUCUCCAUUCACCUUUGACAGAUGCGAGCCCCCCAUGUGGCCAGUAGGGGGCAGUGUUUCCACUGUAUUUUUUUAGGUGUUAAGAUUACGUGUAUUUUGUAUCUUUUGCAUGUUUUUUUUAAAUAUUUGUUACUAAUUAUUAAAUAAAGAAAAGCACUGACCCAAA
This is a messenger RNA of Erpetoichthys calabaricus (reedfish), 1305 nucleotides long. Its product is annotated as sulfotransferase 1C2-like. The transcript is spliced from 8 exons. Gene Ontology annotation, cellular component: cytoplasm. Gene Ontology annotation, molecular function: sulfotransferase activity. The record is from RefSeq and is a predicted model, not a curated record. The coding region runs from base 164 to 1132 and encodes 322 amino acids. NCBI's taxonomy places the organism in Eukaryota, Metazoa, Chordata, Cladistia, Polypteriformes, Polypteridae. Gene Ontology annotation, biological process: sulfation.